CUCUCCCUAUUUCUAAUAUGGCGUGAGAAUGUUUACGGUUGAGAUAAAAGUGACCGUCUGGCAGCAUGGGCAAACAGUGAAAUAGUGUCACAAAUUGAAAAAAAAAAAGAAACAAAGGUACAACAUGUUUUAUCACAUCUCGCUAGAACACGAGAUUCUAUUGCAUCCGCGAUAUUUUGGGCCCCAAUUACUUGAUACAGUAAAGCAGAAACUUUAUACAGAAGUGGAAGGCACUUGUACAGGAAAAUAUGGCUUCGUUGUCGCGGUUACAACGAUAGAUAACAUAGGAGCUGGGAUCAUACAGCCAGGACAAGGCUUUGUAGUUUAUCCAGUCAAAUAUAAAGCCAUUGUGUUUAGACCAUUCAAAGGUGAAGUGUUGGACGCAAUUGUGACCCAAGUAAAUAAGGUGGGAAUGUUUGCUGAAAUAGGUCCACUUUCAUGUUUUAUAUCUCAUCAUUCAAUCCCAGAAGAUAUGCAAUUUUGCCCAAAUGUGAAUCCAGCUUGUUAUAAAUCAAAGGAAGAAGAUGUAGUUAUCCAAGCAGAUGAUGAAAUUAGAUUAAAAAUAGUGGGCACCAGAGUCGAUGCUACAGGAAUUUUUGCCAUUGGAACGUUAAUGGACGAUUACUUAGGACUUGUAUGCAAUUAAUAUAUCUGGAUUCUGACAUUUGCAAAAAAUGUUCUAAGUUCCAAAACAAAAAUAUCUGAAAACAAUAUAAACACUUAAAGAGAAUUUCUUGUAUUUAUAUACAAUAGGGAAUAAAUCAAUUGAAUUUAAAAAAAUACAAAAAUAUAGAAGGUAAUAGUGUAUAAAAGCUGUCAAAUAACAAUUGUAAUAUUAGAUAUAUGUAACUCUGCC
Messenger RNA from Camponotus floridanus (Florida carpenter ant), 856 nucleotides. RefSeq names its product DNA-directed RNA polymerase II subunit RPB7 (gene Rpb7). The coding region runs from base 125 to 646 and encodes 173 amino acids. NCBI's taxonomy places the organism in Eukaryota, Metazoa, Arthropoda, Insecta, Hymenoptera, Formicidae. Gene Ontology annotation, biological process: transcription initiation at RNA polymerase II promoter; positive regulation of translational initiation; DNA-templated transcription. The transcript has 8 exons. The record is from RefSeq and is a predicted model, not a curated record. Gene Ontology annotation, cellular component: P-body; RNA polymerase II, core complex. Gene Ontology annotation, molecular function: single-stranded DNA binding; translation initiation factor binding; single-stranded RNA binding.